AUGUCGAAGCAACCGCUUUCAGUAGCCGAAAUUCUCGAGAAGCAGAAGCACGAGUCAGCACUCAAACCUCGUUUCCUCUCCAAAGCUGAACGCUUGGCCAAAGCACAACGCCAGAAGGAGCAGGAAGAACAACAACAAAAGCUCAAGCUGGAAGAAGAGCGAAAGCGGCGGCUUGAGUUCGAGAAGCAAGCUCGCUCUGUAGCCUCUUCCUCGUCGUCUUCUUCUUCAUCAAGACGACCGACCGGGAGAGGUGCGGAUCGGUACCACAAUCAAGACAACGGCGAGCUCGAUUAUGGUAGUGCUGCCGAUGACCGCUACAACGGCAGAAGAGCUAGGGAUGAUGGAGACAGGCGCAACGGCUAUCGGAGCACGAAUGGUAGCGGUACAGCAAAUGGACAUCAUCAAGAUGCUACCACAUCAAAUGGCACAGAAGCGGACAGCAACGUCCCCUUAACAGAAUCCGAACAAGCCUCCAUCCGACGCCGAUACCUUGGUUUCAAAGAUGACAAAAAGAAACCGAAACGCAAGCCCAUGGACAAAAAGUUCCUCUUCGACUGGGGCGAGGAAGACGACACAGCCACCGAAUCUCUCGCUGUCCAGAUCCAGUCCGCGAUUCCACAACGCAAUGGUACCUCAUCUGCAUCACCCGCACGCUACGACCCACUAGACAAACGAUUCGACGAGAAGCAUUGGAGCGGAAAGUCUCUUUCCGAGAUGAAAGAACGUGACUGGCGUAUCUUCCGCGAAGACUUUGGUAUCUCGGCCCGAGGAGGGAACAUUCCUAAACCUCUUCGAUCUUGGCGGGAGUCCUCCAUCCCUGCUACGAUCCUUAGCACUAUCGAAGAAAUUGGCUACAAAGAGCCAUCGCCCAUUCAGCGGCAGGCCAUUCCUAUUGGGUUGCAGAACAGAGACCUGAUUGGUAUUGCAGAAACUGGUUCGGGUAAGACGGCAUCGUUCUUAAUCCCUCUCCUUGCGUAUAUCUCUAAGCUGCCAAAGCUAAACGAACACACGAAAGCGCUCGGACCACAAGCACUCAUUCUAGUACCAACUCGUGAGUUGGCACAACAGAUCGAAACAGAAACGAACAAGUUUGCAGGUCGACUAGGCUUAGGCUGCGUUUCGAUCGUCGGUGGAAGAGAUAUGAACGAUCAAGCGUACGCUCUGAGGGAUGGAGCAGAGAUCAUUAUCGCUACCCCUGGUCGGUUGAAAGACUGUAUAGAGAGGCAUGUGUUGGUGUUAAGUCAGUGUACAUAUGUUGUCAUGGACGAAGCGGAUAAGAUGGUUGAUAUGGGAUUCGAACCGCAGGUCAACUUCAUUUUGGACUCUUUGCCAGUGUCAAACCUCAAACCCGAUUCUGAAGUGGCAGAGGAUCCAAAAGGAGACGAUGUAGUUGGGCGAUACAGAGUGACCAUGCUUUACUCUGCAACUAUGCCACCUUCCGUAGAGAGGAUGGCUAGAGUAUACCUUCGUAGACCAGCAACUAUCACGGUUGGUGACGCGGGUCAAGCAGUAGGCAGUGUAGAACAGAUCGUCGAAUUCGUUCCAUCCGAAGAAGCACGUCGAUCUCGCCUCAUCUCUAUCCUCCAACGCUCCUCCCAUCUCGUCCCUAUCAUUGUGUUCGUAAACCAAAAGAAAGCCGCAGACCAACUCUCCUCCUACCUAACCCGCCAAGGCUUCUACAUCUCAACCCUCCAUUCAGGCAAAACUCAAGAACUUCGUGAAGAAGCCCUAGCACACCUCCGCGAUGGCACAACCCAAAUCCUUGUUGCAACCGAUCUGGCAGGUCGUGGCAUCGACGUUCCCAAUGUUGGGUUGGUAGUUAACUUUGCUAUGCCAAACAAUAUCGAAGCGUAUGUCCACAGGAUUGGCAGGACGGGUAGAGCAGGAAAGAAGGGUACUGCAAUAACGUUCUUGGAUCAGACGGAUUCGGACUUGUUUUGGGAUUUAAAGCAGGAAUUGACAAAGAGUAAAUUGAGUACUGUGCCACAACAGUUAGCGAGACAUCCUGCUGCUCAGCAUAGACCGGUGAAGGAUGCGGGGGGAAAGAGAAAACGGGAGAGAGAGGACGAGGGUUGA
Molecule: messenger RNA, 2076 nt
Organism: Ustilago hordei
Lineage: Eukaryota; Fungi; Basidiomycota; Ustilaginomycetes; Ustilaginales; Ustilaginaceae
Product: putative U5 snRNP 100 kD protein
Exons: 1
Coding region: 1-2076 (691 amino acids)
Biological process (GO): mRNA splicing, via spliceosome
Cellular component (GO): catalytic step 2 spliceosome
Molecular function (GO): RNA helicase activity; RNA binding; ATP binding
Source: RefSeq, a predicted model, not a curated record